AUGAUAACAAUCCCAAUCGAAGAAAAAACUUCAGAUAGUAACAAUACAUCGAAAACUAAUUUGGUUGCGGUAACUAAACCUAUUCAUUAUGAUAUAAAAAGCAUCUUAGCAGAUGUUCGCACCAUUUUAUAUGCUAUCAGUUUUGGUAUAUUGUUUGGAUUUUUUAUGAACAAAGGCACUGUAUUUGUAGCUCCGACUAUUCGUAAACAAAUGUUAUUUCAACGUUUUGCGAUGUUGAAAAUGUUUCUUGCAGCUGUUGGAGUAUCUAUGUUAAGUGUAGUUCUACUUGUUCUAAGUAAUGCAAAAUUAUAUGAGAAAAUUCUUAAUGGUUAUAUUGAACACAAUAGUCGUCGAGAUAUUCUUCAUUAUAUAUUUGGUGGUACUAUGAUUGGUUUGGGUAUGGUCAUAUGUGGCAGCUGUCCAGGAACCGUUUUUGUUCAAGUAGGUUCCGGUAUUGUUAAUUCUUUAUUUACUUGUUUGGGUAGUCUUCUUGGGACUUAUUUCUAUUAUAUAUUUGUACAUGAACGUGUUUCAAUAGAAAAACUUCCACCACAGUCACUUGUUCUUCGACGUACCUGUGAUAUACUUCAUAUUUCAAGUAUUACAUGUCAUACGAUAUUGGGUCUUAUUUUGCUUGGUAUCGCCAUUAGUUUAGAAUUUGCUGUUCCUUGGAAAUCUGAUUUAAACCCUGACUUAUUAGAAAAAGGCACUCUUAAUCCAGAAAAUGCCACAGGUCAUUUUUUGGGUUUGGCUGCAUGGCCACCAUCAGCUUGUGGUGCUGGUAUUGAUCUUUUACAAUUGUUUUUCAUGUUUUUUCUGGAGAAAUCUUUGGGAAUUUCAUCGGCUUUUACUGUAUGUGCUGCUCAACUAUGUCGAAUUAAAUUAAUUGGUCAAGCGAUACCAUCGUUAAGUUCAUUUGCCUAUGGACUUAAGAAUUAUGUAGCUAUUCUAUUUGCUUUGGGAGCUAUUGGUGGUAGUGCUUUAUCAUCAGGUCUAUCAAAAACAAUUCCAUUAGGUUCAGAAAAUGGAACAAAUAUAUUUAGUAGUAUUCUUGGAGGAUUUCUAUUACUCUUAGGAGCACGUUGUGCAGGUGGAUGUACUAGUGGACAAGGAAUUUCAGGUAUGAGCCAUCUUCUAAUAGGAUCAUUCAUUACAACAGCAUGUAUAUUUGGUGGUGGUAUUAUUUUCGCAUUCAGCUAUUCAUUAAGUAAUAAUGAAUGGCUCUUUCAAAAUCUUUAA
This is a messenger RNA of Rotaria sp. Silwood1, 1239 nucleotides long. The record is from the annotation of a GenBank genome assembly. Lineage: Eukaryota; Metazoa; Rotifera; Eurotatoria; Philodinida; Philodinidae.